Molecule: messenger RNA, 774 nt
Organism: Ruditapes philippinarum (Manila clam)
Lineage: Eukaryota; Metazoa; Mollusca; Bivalvia; Venerida; Veneridae
Exons: 2
Coding region: 1-774 (257 amino acids)
Source: RefSeq, a predicted model, not a curated record
AUGGCUGACUACAGAUUGCCUAAAGUUAUUAAACACCAGGGUGAAAAGACACAGCAGCUUUCUCAAGAUCGACGAGAUAAAUGGUUGGCUAAUAUCGCUCGAGUUGAUCUAAAGGCCUCCAGCUAUGAUAACCUUCGUAUCUGCUCUGAUCAUUUUAUCAAUAAACCCGCAGACUUGUAUGAUCAACUCAACCCUGACUGGGCACCAACAGUGAAAAUGGGCCGCUGCCAUGUCCUGAAAACACCCACACCAACAAAGUCACGGUAUAACCGGUCAUUGAUCAGAUCAUCAAAAAAGUUAGACACUGCUGCUGCAUCUGCGCUAUUGGAACUUAGUUGUGGUAAUAGUGAGACAGACCCUGACCUGGAGAUGGAAAGUGGUACAGCAUCACAGACAGAUGUAACAUGCAGUCUGCUAAAAGCAAUGGAUAGUGAAGUGCAAAGACUUCAAAUGGAAAAUGCUAGAUUACAACAAAAAGUUGACAGUCAAAACUUUGACCUACCAUUCUUCUAUGGGGAUGAUGCAAAGGUAAAAUACUACACAGGUCUUACCAACUUUUCUGUACUCAAAGCCCUAUAUGACUAUGUAGAGCCAGACAUUCCAAUUACACAUAAAAGUGCUCUUAAUAAGUUUCAACAACUUAUGGUGGUGUUAAUGAAAUUAAGGCUGAAUGCAUCCAAUCAAGAUCUGGCAGUCCGGUUUGGUGUGUCUGAUACUACAAUAUCUAGGGUUUUCCAAACUGGUUUUUUAAAAAUUUUACAAUGGGGCUACUAA